AUGUGGUCCCCUGAGGCGCUUCUGCCCACAGGUGAAUUCGGGUCACUUCUUGGCUACAUCACUAUGGCUGUCGCGUCGAUCGUCAAACACGUACCAAUCUACGGUCAUAUCAUCCGGCUCAUUGGUUCUCAAGACGCGUCUGGGGCGAAGCUGGUGACUGCUCUUACUCGCGACCGCCAAAAUAUUGUUCUUUCUCCCGGCGGCAUAGCGGAGAUGUACACAGUUAAUGAGAAGACUACAGGGGCAGACGUCGUACCGGUGUAUUGCUUUGGAAACUCGGAGACAUUUAAACUGGUGAAAGCAAGCGCAGUGCUGCAGCCCCUUGCAAGGUUCCUCCGGGUGGCCCUUCUGCUUUUCUAUGGUCGAUUCGGCUUACCCAUACCUUUCGAAGUGCCUCUGCUGUAUGUUAUCGGUCGUGCCCUGCGCCUCCCAAAAGUCGAAGAUCCCACAAACGAGUGGGACCGGCAAAAGAUGGCUAUGGAGAUAUCCAGCAUAUCUGUCGCCCGGACUAGUGCCGGGUCUGCUGCCGUCUUGAACUUGUUCCCUCAUCGAAACCGCCGAAUCAACCACUCCAGCGUGGAGUCGCUCGGCAACUGUAAUUACAAGCAACUUGCUCUUGUAUUUCAGCUCUUAACGUGCCAUGCCAUUGGCGGUUCGCCUCGCCUACCUAAGGUCUACUACGGAUUAUCAAGAGCAAAACUGCGGGAGGCCCUAACGAACAGCGGAGACAGCGUUGUUCUCGUUCCGGGAGGGAUAGCGGAAAUGUAUGCUAUCAACCCGAGUAAAGAGUGCCUACACUUGAAUGAACGGAAAGGCCUUUUGAAGCUUGCCCUCGAGACCGGUGCGGAGAUUGUCCCCAUCUACUGCUUCGGCAAUACUCAAACUUUCAAGCUUGCAAAGGGAUGCAGGACUCUUCAGCCGUUUGCAAGACUGUUUCGCAUUGCUCUACUUUUGUUUUAUGGGCGAUUCGGGCUGCCCGUCUCCUUUGAGGUACCUCUGCUGUACGUGAUUGGCAAGGCGUUACGGUUCCCCCAGAUCCAGCAGCCUUCAUCGCAGGACAUCGAAGCAGCACAAAAGCAAUAUCUGGCCGCAGUGCAGCGAAUUUUUAAUACGUACAAGGGUCUCUACGGAUGGCAGUAUAAAUCUCUGGAGAUAGUGUGA
Neospora caninum is the source of this 1161-nucleotide messenger RNA. RefSeq names its product loc100127341 protein, related. Gene Ontology annotation, biological process: triglyceride biosynthetic process. NCBI's taxonomy places the organism in Eukaryota, Apicomplexa, Conoidasida, Eucoccidiorida, Sarcocystidae. Gene Ontology annotation, cellular component: endoplasmic reticulum membrane. The record is from RefSeq and is a predicted model, not a curated record. The transcript has 12 exons. Gene Ontology annotation, molecular function: diacylglycerol O-acyltransferase activity. Bases 1 to 1161 code for a protein of 386 amino acids.